AUGAAAGAUGGAGAGGGUAGGAUAGCUCUUCACAUUGCAGCUCAUCGCAACAACGGAGGAGUAACAGAAGAGAUUAUAUCAAUGUGUCCAGAUUGUUGCGAAGUGGUUGACAAUAAAGGCCGCAACGCACUACAUCUCGCCCUGAUGACCAACUUGAGUCCAGAUGUAGCGCUAGUGAUACAAGAUAAUUCAUCUCUCCGGAAUCUUUUGAAUCAGAAGGACAACGACGGGAAUACACCUCUCCAUCACUAUUCCAUUUCUGCUCGUUACCACGACCGUGUCCUGAAUUCUCCAAGAGUUGACAAAAUGGUCUUCAACAAAAAGAACCAGAAUGCUUAUCGAGUCUUAAGAAGAAAAGAGUACAGUGUUGUUGAUAAGAAAAAGUGGGAAGAUAUUAUUGAAGUCCAGGAAAAUUUUGAUUUCUAUGCCAAUGGGCGAGUAUUAGAAGUUGGGCAUGAUGAAAUUGAGAAACUUUAUCCGACGGAGGAGAGUGAGGAGGAGUGGGAGAAGAAGAUGAUAAAGGAGGAUAAUAAAGCGGCUCAAGCCCAUUUGGUAGUUGCUGCACUCAUUACAACCGUGACCUUUGCAGCAGGCAUUACCAUGCCUGGGGGCUUUGUUGGUGGAGAUGAUCAUCCACAUCCAGGCUCUGCAGUUCUGAGGAAUAGUGUUGCUUUCAAGGCUUUUAUCAUUACAAAUGCCCUAUCAUUGAUGCUAUCUAGUUCUGCUAUCUUUAUCCACCUUAUUAUUCCAGUUCUCCCUUCUGAUGAUGACUUCUUCCGAAAGCGCAUAAGUUUUCUUCGAAUAGCCUUUCGGUUCCUUCUUUUUUCCAUGGCACCAAUGGUUUUGGCAUUCGUCACAGGAACAUAUGCUGUGUUAGCGCAUUCAAAUAUUGCCAUUCCCAUUUGUAUUAUUUGCUUAUCCUUCUUUCCUAUCCUUGUUUAUAUAUAUAGAAAAUUAUGGUACUAAGCGCUAUGAUUUAGCCGCUAUGCAAAAAUUCUGGUUAGCAUCACGAACCCUAACCAAACCCCUUUUAAACCCCAAAUUGAAACCCACUUGGUUAAGACCUACAAAUUUUGGCCACCUUAGCAAAUAUUCUUGAGGAAGUUUCCUCCCCCAUAUGGUAGGCCAUCCUCUGCCCUUGACCGCACCCAAAUAGUGCCUUGAUGUGAGAGGAAGGUCCACCUUACCACCCUUCAUACCUCACGGCAACAACAACAACCCUUCUCCCUCACUAUUCUUUACUUUUUGUAACAUAGGCACCUCCAAUCAAAGGGUCAUCCAAGCCCAUACCUCCCCCCCUCCAGAAUGCUAAAGUCUUGCAAGACACC
Messenger RNA from Juglans regia (Persian walnut), 1328 nucleotides. Its product is annotated as protein ACCELERATED CELL DEATH 6-like. Lineage: Eukaryota; Viridiplantae; Streptophyta; Magnoliopsida; Fagales; Juglandaceae. The record is from RefSeq and is a predicted model, not a curated record. Gene Ontology annotation, molecular function: protein phosphatase regulator activity; protein phosphatase 1 binding. The coding region runs from base 1 to 966 and encodes 321 amino acids. The transcript is spliced from 2 exons. Gene Ontology annotation, cellular component: plasma membrane.